Messenger RNA from Elephantulus edwardii (Cape elephant shrew), 969 nucleotides. RefSeq names its product transmembrane and ubiquitin-like domain containing 2 (gene TMUB2). Gene Ontology annotation, molecular function: protein binding. Bases 1 to 969 code for a protein of 322 amino acids. The record is from RefSeq and is a predicted model, not a curated record. The transcript is spliced from 3 exons. NCBI's taxonomy places the organism in Eukaryota, Metazoa, Chordata, Mammalia, Macroscelidea, Macroscelididae.
AUGAUUUCACGUCAUCUUCAAAACUACCUUAUGAGUGUGGACCCAGUCAGCAGCCAGACUAUGGAGCUCUCUGACAUCACUCUCAUUGAGGGUGUGGGUAAUGAGGUGACGGUGGUGGCAGGUGUGGUGGUACUGAUUCUAGCCUUGGUCCUAGCUUGGCUCUCUACAUACGUAGCAGACAGCAGUAACAAUCAGCUCCUGGGCACUAUUGUGUCAGCAGGCGACACAUCUGUCCUCCACUUGGGGCACGUGGACCACCUGAUGGCAGGCCAGGGUACUUCAGAGCCAACUGAACUCCCUCAUCCAUCAGAGGGUAACGAUGAGAAGGCUGAAGAAGCUGGCGAAGGUGGAGGAGACGCCACAGGGGAGCCUGGAGCUGGGGGUGGUAUUGAGCCCAGCCUUGAGCAUCUGCUGGACAUCCAAGGCCUGCCUAAGAGACAAGUGGGUCCAGAGAACAACAACCCAGAGGGCUCCCUGAGAUCUGAGGAUAGCAUCUGCCUACCUCCCAGCCCAGGCCUCAUCAAUGUACGGCUCAAAUUCCUUAAUGACACUGAGGAGUUGGCUGUGGCCAGGCCAGAGGAUACUGUGGGUGCUCUAAAGAGCAAAUACUUCCCUGGACAAGAGAGCCAGAUGAAACUCAUCUACCAGGGCCGCUUACUGCAGGACCCAGCUUGCACACUGCGUUCUCUGAACAUUACCGACAACUGUGUGAUUCACUGCCACCGUUCACCCCCAGGGUCAGCUGUUCCAGGCCCCUCAGCCUCCUUGGCCCCCUCCUCUGCCACUGAGGCGCCCAGCCUUGGUGUCAAUGUGGGCAGCCUUAUGGUACCUGUGUUUGUGGUGCUGUUAGGUGUUGUCUGGUACUUUCGUAUCAAUUACCGACAGUUCUUCACGGCACCUGCCACUGUCUCCCUGGUGGGAGUCACGGUCUUCUUCAGCUUCCUAGUGUUUGGGAUGUAUGGACGAUAA